Molecule: messenger RNA, 10041 nt
Organism: Rhipicephalus sanguineus (brown dog tick)
Lineage: Eukaryota; Metazoa; Arthropoda; Arachnida; Ixodida; Ixodidae
Gene: Vav
Product: protein vav
Exons: 26
Coding region: 221-2929 (902 amino acids)
Biological process (GO): intracellular signal transduction; cell migration; regulation of GTPase activity
Cellular component (GO): cytoplasm
Molecular function (GO): protein binding; guanyl-nucleotide exchange factor activity
Source: RefSeq, a predicted model, not a curated record
ACUCGCUGGAUAUCCGCGGUGGGGCCUGUCAGGCAGCGCGCCACAGCGGAGGCAGCGGUGGUGUCGUUGAGGGACGCUCUUUUUCCCCUUCUGGCGAGAGUGCCGCCCGGACAGGCGGAAGAUGUCCGCGCCCUAUUGCAGUCGCGCGUCGAUGUUUAUGUCCUGAUAACCUGCAAGUGAAGUACGCGUGCGUGCAAGUGGCCUGCACAGACACCGGACCAUGGCUGACGCACUUUGGCGUGAUUGCGCGAACUGGCUGAUUCGCUGCCAAGCGCUGCCGUCCGACCACCGUGUCACUUGGGCGAACGCACAACUGAUCGACUUGGCCAACACGCUGCGGGACGGUGUGCUCUUGUGCCAGCUCCUCAACAAACUUCAGCCGGGAUGUGUGGACUUGAAAGAGAUGAGUCUGCGGCCGCAGAUGUCGCAGUUCCUCUGCCUGAAAAACAUCAGGACGUUUCUGCAGACCUGCAAGAAUGUCUUCAACCUCAGCAACAGCGACCUUUUCGAGCCCAACAUGCUGUUCGAGUAUGGGGACUUCAGAAAGGUACUACACACGCUGGCGGUACUCUCGAGGUCACCAAAGGCUGAAGAGUCCGGUGUCAGGGGCUUUUCGGACAAAUCAUCAACGUCGCACGACUAUUACAAUGACGAGGCAUUCAAUCUUGAGGAUGCUGUCAACCACAAUGAUGACACUAUGGUGGUCUUCGAUUUUCCCGUAACACCUCGUCGAACACGUGAAGAAGACGUUUACGAAGACUUGUGCUACGUCACCUUACGGGUGAAUGAGGUUCCUGCAGCUGCUCCCACUGCACCUUUGGAAAAGAGAGACUACUGUAUCAAAGAGCUCAUAGAAACUGAAAAGAACUAUAUUGAAGCCCUCAAUAUGAUUACUCGCGAUUUUAUGCGCCCUUUGAAAGAUGUCCUGACACCUGAAGAAAAUGAGAUUAUAUUCAAGCACAUCAAGGAACUUGCAGAAACACAUACAGGCUUCCAUGCAGACCUGCAUAAAGCUUGCGUAUCAUCUCAGCACCUCAAAAUCAGUGAUUGCUUUCUUCGUUGGAAGGAUAAGUUUAUUGUCUAUGGCGACUACUGCUCCAAUCUGCCUAAGGCUCAAGAACAAAUUGAUGAGCUUUGCUCCAAGAAACAGCUGGUCAACCAAUGUGUCUUGAAUUGCCAGCAAAAAGCAAACGAUGGAAAAUUUAAACUACGUGACCUGCUUUCUGUUCCUAUGCAGAGGGUUCUAAAAUAUCACUUACUGUUGAAGGAGCUUAUGAAGAACACUGCUGAAGGGCAUGAAGACUAUCAUGGUUUGGAGAAAGCUCUGCAAUCUAUGCUCGAUUUGGCUCAUUAUAUUAAUGAGGUGAAGAGGGACAACGAGACUCUGCAAAUUAUUGCCGACAUCCAGGCUAGCAUCACUGAUGUGGACUUGCCCCAAAACAUGGAAUUGAAAGACUACGGAAGAUUAUUGAAGGAUGGAGAACUUAAAAUUAAGUCACAUGACGAUAAUAACAAAAUUAAAAAUAGAUACAUCUUCAUUUUUGACCGAAUGAUGCUAAUGUGCAAGUCUACUAAGAUCAUGGAUAAACUUUUUGGGGGAGAGCAAUACAUCUACAAGUCUUCCCUGGCUCUUUGUGACUACAGGCUGGAGAAUGCGCCAGCCAAUGCCAGAAUGGCAACUCGAUAUUACUGGUACCUGGUCCAUGUUGAGAACAGAACGGCUUACACAAUGUAUGCUAAAACAGAAGAAAUGAAGAAAAAGUGGAUUGAAGCCAUUGAAAAGGCAAUGGACAACAUUAACCCAUCAGUUGCCAAGUACACAGACCACCAGUUUAUGAUGCACACAUUCAAGGUUCCCACAUACUGUGCUGACUGCAACAAAUUGUUACCGGGAAUUUUCUUCCAAGGCUAUAAAUGUACAGUCUGCGGCCUCGGUGUCCAUAAAGUUUGUAUUGGAACUGUGCGGUCCUGCGGUGCCCCCAGCCUGCCUCCACGGCCCAGUUCCCACCUUGGUUCACAGUCCUCAACAGAUGAGCCUACAACUCCCCCACGACCACAUCCCGACCAUGGAGCCAAUGGAAUUCGGUUUUCCAUUUCUAUAGCAAAGGCCAAGCAGUCAUUCAGCAGCUCUAGCCCUGGGUACCUGUCAUUUGCUGCUGAGGACAUCAUUGAGGUUCUCAGAAAAAUCAGCAGCUCCAUUUGGGAGGGCCGCCUACAAAGGACAGCAGAAGAAGGCUUUUUUCCUGCUGCAUGUGUUGAAGAGCUGGACAAGCGGGGCUCAUAUGAGUGCCCAGCACCCUUGGGCAGGAGCUACAGCUCAGGACCACAAGGCAUGCACUCGGCACCUCCCUUGCCUCCAAGUCGCGACGGCUAUGUCAACUUGAACCUUGAAGAAUAUCCCUGGUUUGCUGGCACCAUGGAGAGGGAAGGCGCCACUGCCCUACUGGAAAAAUCACCAAGUGGCACCUUCCUUUUGCGCAUAAGUGCCAAGCAGAAUGGUGGCUAUGCUAUCAGCAUAAAUUUCGACAACCAAGUCAAGCAUAUGCGGGUCUGCUACGAUGACAACCAGUUUUACUUAUCCGAGACAAAAACGUUUCGAAGUAUAGUGGAGCUAGUUUCAUGGUACGAGACCCAUAGCCUCUCGGAGAGCUUUAAGGGACUUGACAUUUCUCUUCUCAUUCCAUUUAAAAAUGUUGUCAGCACACCAAUCACAAAUGGAACAGUGGAACACUUGGGGCAUGCAGUGGCAUUGCACAACUUUCAGCCAACAACAGAAAGCAUGCUGGGUCUGGUCAAAGGUGAUGUGGUUACGGUGCUCAGCAAAGCAGGUCAGGAAAAAGGCUGGUGGAAAGGUCAAAUUCAGGAGCGUGUUGGCUACUUCCCGUGGCAGUAUGUGCAAGAGCUCCCAGCUACCAGCACGGAAUGCUAACUCGUGUGCUUGCCACUUCAAAUUCUGCUGGAAGUUUGUGGCUGCCCGUUUAUGGUCACAGAUUGCAGAGAGCAAUAGGAUCAUGUGUGACAAGCAUCUGUGUAUUUAAAGGUAGAACAGAUACCGUGGAUUGAAGAGUGAACCUUACUUCAUUUAUGUUAUAACCAUGUGAAAUCCUGUUGUACAUUGACUAUUGCUCUGUUUGUGUGAUUACUGCUCUGUUUCUUUUUAAAUGCCUACAAAUUUCACACUGAGGGCACAAAUUGGACAUGCACUAACUUUCUUUCACGUGCUGUCUCAGUGAUGGAUGUGUAAAUGAUGAGCUCAUGCAUGCCCUUUACCUCAAUAUACUUGACAACAAGGCCGUAUUUCUUAAUUCAUUUUGUUUUGAAGUCAUUAAUGGAAGUUCAACUCAUGCUUUUCUCACAUCGACCAUACUAGUGUGUCAGGCCUAGCCAGAAGGUGUCCUGCUCGAGAGAACACCUUUCUGGGUCAUGUAAAUGUGAAUAAGCUCUCUAAUUUCCCUUCCCUCUUGAAUCACAUUAAUGAUUUGCAAAGUGUGUUGAAAUUACAUGUACAGCUUCUGCAUAUGAUGUUGCAAAUUGUCACUGGUGAUGAGGUGAGCCAGUGUGUUAAGUCUGGAAAAUUUUUUUGCUGAACUAGCACCGACACUGUAAUCUUUUGCGUAUUUUGCACUUGGAGUGUGGCUUGUAUUUUUUCUGGCUGCUGUCAUUAUCAUAAUGUAUUGUGAACAUGGCUGAUUUGUGACCAUUCUGGGUGUGCUGAGUAGGCACACUAUAAGCCAGGCACUUGGUCACUGUGAACAAUAAAGUCAUAGACAGCUUCUAAGGUUCACUGGUGGUAUGCAGCCUGCCCACAUUAUAAAAUGGCAACAAAAUCGAGUUUUUCAUCAGUAGGCCACAUUCUUUUGAAUCUCUUAUCUACUCAUGAUUUUUCGUAACCUGUUAUCCACUGUUGUGAAGAUGCCCACAACAAACAAACCUACAAAAAAAAAAGUUAUAUAGCACGAACAAGAGCAUUGAUCUUGCUCGGUGAGCAUCUGAAAUCAUGCGACCUGAUAACUAUGCUGCAAUUAUUUUCAUCACAACGAAUAUAUGAUGUCGUGAAAAAAAUGUGCUUUUUGUUACUCCCUUGUCCUCUAUUAUGAGUGGGAAAAGUUGAUGCAGGAACCUCAUUUUAGUGCUAUUGUAGUGUAUCUAUGUGUUUGAACACUCUUAACUUACUGUGUAUGUCAUUGGCCUUAUGCAGUUAUCAAGAGAUGCCAGCAAAAAAAAAAGGAUAAGAGCAUGGGAAAUAGAAAUGUAGACAGAAUAGCACCCCACACUUACACUUAAGUAAUGGCCAUUUGACAAUUACUGUAUUCACUUACUCUGUCAGCAUGAAGCCGCAUAGUUGUUCUUCAUAACAAACCUGUGCAUGGUUGCUUCAGUGAAUGGCUGUUUGAAAAAUGUUUCCUUGUCCACUGCUGUCUUGUCAACAUCCUGCUUCUUGUGCUCUCAUAUCCUUCUCAAUCUUGUUUCUAGUGUUUCUAUGCAGUCAGGUGUGAGGUUGUCCACUUCUCAUUGCUUGCUGUGGUCUUUAUGGUUGUUCAGUGCAUCCCUCCUAGUCAUGGCUGUUAGUUUUCUUUUUCUUUUUUUUUUCAUCAGCUUUUAUAUCCUUUUAUGACUCUUUUAGCUUUUUGUACGGCAAGUGCUAAUUAAUGAGUGUUACACUACUUUGCUUUAUCUUAUCCGCUUUAGAUGUUUUACUAAAACUCUCAUUCAGGUUAAUGUUGAAGUUCGAAUGGCGAUUUUAAUAUUGAAGUUUGGCUGCACCAUCUUACUAUUUGUGCUCCAUCAUGUUUCAAUAGGACUCAUUUUUGUUGAACAAAUAUAUGUCGUGUUCCGUAACAGAUAUUAAAAUUCUGCUGCGCAUAACAUGAAUGAACAAAUCUGUUGCCAAGUGUAUAAAGAGUCAUUAAUUUUUAUCAAAGUAUUUUUUCCAAACUAAAAUGGUGCACGAGGGCUCCUUACUGCGUUCCAAUGUUCGACGAAAUAAGAAAAAGGAAGUUUGCUCACCUGGCUGUUAGGUGUAGCUGACACAAUCCGUGGCUUUGGAAUUGUAUUGCGACAUUGGGAGGCAGAGUGGUGCUAUUGUUGCUCACAAGUCCAUGAUUUAAAUGAACACAGACCUAGCCAAAAAAAAAAAAAAAAGAAGUCUUCAAUGACGGGAGUUGUGUCUGUCUUCGUGGCUGUUCAUUUGCCUCGGGUGUUGCCUCUGGCCACAACUGUACAGUACCGAAAUCUUUGUUAGGCCAGUUGUCACUGGAAGGGGCUGCACGUUUCAAGUUAGAGGAGUACUGGCAUGAUUUUUUCAGCUUUUGAUUUUCUUUAAUUAAAUGAAGGUCCACAGCCUCCAAGUCUCUAUAAAAAAGCAUUGUCAGCUGCCAAAGUGCUCUAAAUAGUCUACUGUAAUAAUUGUCUCCAUUAAAAAGUUUGAAUUUCACUACCUUGGAGGUGGAAACGUCAUGAUCUACUGGCUUGCUUCAGUCUUGCGAUUGCUGCUAGCACGUGAGAGUACCAGAAGAAACAUGUGCCAGAAACAUGCAGCCAGAAAAAACAUGUGAAACACAUUUUUUUUUUAACCAACAUCAUCAUACCUAGCCAUAUUUGUGCGCGAUGUCGGCAAAUAUAUAUAUAUCUGUUUCACAACACCACAGUGCCAAUGACACCGGGUCUUGAAUUUUGAGAUCAACUUUGGUAUCAAAUCAAUAUAAAACUUGUGCUUCCCAGCCUUCAUGCUUACUGUCGCGCUUUUCAUGUGAGAAGCAUGUGCUUCUAAAACUCUGAAAAUAUGUGUCGGUACUCCUUUAACCGGAAAGCAGCAACAUUCCUCUGCACUUUCUUUUACAUCAUCUAUACAAGCCAACUCUUGCCGAGUGUGGCCACUUUCUUGUGCUGCUUCAGGCGAAUGAUGUUAUGAGUAAGCUGGUGAAAGUUGCAACUCCCCUUAGUGUAGGCACUCAUUGUGUGAUGUACCUGAUCUACUCUUUUGCUGCAGCCAUUGCCGCAGUGUGUAGCUAAGCCUGUAUUAGGCCACCGACUCCAUCAAAGGUGCUGUGCAACCAGCCCUUCUUUCGGGUGUCGUGCAGCGCCUGUACGAUUGCUGUUUCGCACUCCAGAGGGAUCACAUUUAGCUUGCCUGCCGCAAGUGUACCUGCUCUACUUCUUCACUACUGGCUUGACCUUUCUUUUCAAAGGGUGAACAUUACAGUAACCCUUUCUUGACCUUGCACCUAUCUUGCACGACCAUUUUGUAGUGCGUAUUGCAGAUAUUCUUGUGCACCUGUCGGAGGUUUGCAGUUUUAUUCCUGUGUGUAGGCCUGCCGAAAGGCUCGCAAGGAAAUUUUCAUUCAGUGUAACAUGUUUGAGAUAGUGUGUGAAACAUCCUUUCCCUGUUCCAUCUGUAUAAAGCUUACAGCUGUCAAAACUCAACCUGCGCAUGCCUCUGGCAUGCUGGUUGCAUUUUUGUGCUGUAUAAGGUACGUCCGAACAGUGUUUAAUCGCACAUAUUAGAGAUCACCCCUGUAUACCUGACCUUCAUUCUCGAGGUGCCAUUGGCAUUGACAAUACACUUCUUUUGUAUAUAUGCCCACAUAGAUGUUUAGCUAUUGUGUUGUGACAACUCUUUUGUGCUAGAGAAACAUAUUCACUGAAGCAUGCUUAAGCAAAAAAAAAAGUUACCGGUGAUGUCAGAUUCUCUGCAUAAGCAUAAAAAAAGAGCUGGGGGCCUGAUAUUCCACUAGGGAAUGUUGGUUACCGUUUUAAAUGCGAAGCAUUUCUUAGCAAACUUCUGCGACUUAGAGCGUAUCUAUCUAUCUAUCUAGCCGCCUACGACUUUGUGCUCUCCUGGCCGUUUCGUUAAUUGGAUGUAUACCAAAAUUGGUAUGGCAUAACAUGACCUUAUUACAAACAUAAAUGACAGGCCAUAACAUGAAAAUCAUGACAUGCGUGUCAGUACAGCAUGAUUUACAUUCCACGGCCUUGGGGCUCUUGCGGUCGUUCCGUUAAUUUCAUAUAUACCAAAAUUGGUAUGGCGUGACGAGUUCAUGACGAAUAUAAUGACAGGUCCUAACAUGCAAAUCAUGAGACGCAUGUCAUGUGCAGCAUGAUUUACAUGACAUGAUCUCGGGACGCUCGCGGCCAUUUAAAUGAAUGGAUAUUAUACGAAAACUGGUAUGACGAGACAUUUCUCUAUGAGGAACAUAACUGACACUUGGUAACAUGAAAAUCAUGACAUGCAUGUCGUAUGCCAUGGUUUACAUGCCACGCAUGUUGCACUCUCGGCCGUUUCGCUAAAUUGAUAUACACUAAAGUUGGUAUUGUGCGAUGUGACUGUAUGAAGAACAUGAAUAACAGGUGGUAGCAUGAAAACCAUGACAUGCAUGUCAUGAUUUACAUGCCACGCUCAUGGUGCAUUCGCGGCCGUUUCGCUUGCUGGAUAUACACCAAAAUUGGUAUUGCGUGACACGACUAUGACGAACCUAAAUGAGAGGUGGUAACAUUAAAAUCAUGACAUGCAAGUCUUGUACGACAUGAUCUACAUGCCACGCUCAUGAUGCAUUCGCGGCCGCUUCGCUAGCUUGAUUACACCAGAAUUGGUAUUGCAUUGCGCGACUGUAUGACGAACGUAAAUGAGAGGUGGUAACAUGAAAAUCAUAACAUGCAAGUCAUGUACGACAUGAUUUACAUGCCACGCUCAUGGUGCAUUCGCGGCCGUUUCGCUAUCUUGAUAAACACCAAAAUUGCUGUUGCGCAACGCGACUGUAUGAUGAACAUGAAUAACAGAUGGUAACAUGAAAAACACGACAUGCAUGUUAUGUAUGUCAUGAUUUACAUGCCACACUCAUGGUACAUUUGUGGCCGUUUCGCUAGCUUGACAUACACCAAAAUUAGUAUUGCGCGAUGUGACUGUAUGACAAACAUAAGUGACAGGUGGCAACAUGAAAGCUAUGAUAUGCAUGUCAUGUAUGGCAUGAUUUGCAUGCCACACUCAUGGUGCACUCGUGGCCAUUUCGCUCGUUCGAUAUACACCAAAAUUGGUAUUGCACGAUGUGACUGCAUGACGAACAUAAAUGACAUGUCUUAACACGCGAAUCAUGUUAUGCAUGUCAUGUACGGUAUUAUGAUUUACAUGACACUGUCAUGGUGCGCUUCCGGGCGUUUUGUUAACUGGAUAUAUACCAAAAUUGGUAUGGCAUGACACGAGUGCGUAAUGAACAUAAAUGACAGGUCAUGCAUUGUAUAUACCCGAAUUACGUUUCAUUGGCAUGGUAUAUACCAGAUUGUGCAUGCAUGCGUGCAUGGAAAACAUGCGAUAUAUGGUGAACUAGAUGCCAUGGCAUGAAUGAUUUCAUUUGGCUCCAAGACAAACAAGGCAAUGUAUGCAGCUCUUUGCUGGCUGCUUUGCAUUACAUCGAUUCCCACAGUGCAUGGGAUCUGUUGGAUUUUUUUUUUUUGUCUUAUUUUCUUGGCACAAUUUCCUGGAAUGAAUACCAUGUUGUGCAAGGACAUGCCAACAUACUGCACUCUUGUGUAGCCUUGCCUGUAAUCUUGCCUGAUGUUAGAUGCAUGCUAUGUUAUAUGCUCUUUUAGAUGGUUUAAGUGCUCAUAGGUCUGUUAUUUUAUCUUCAAAGGCUACUCUUGUUUUACCUUUUUUACAGGUACUUUUUUCAGUAGUGACAGUAUAGUGUGAUCACAGAGUGAACAAAUCACUGUUACAGGUAUGAAAAAGCACAUUUAUCACAUAUUAAAUCUCUUUUAGCAUUUAGCCCGAAUCAAAAAAUAUUCAGGCAAAUAGAGCAAUGUGUCAUUUCUUCUAGACCCAAACAUAAUAUAAUAAUCUGUAACAGCUGAUCGUAAGUGAGACAACACAGACCCACCUAGUUUUUUUAACAACGCUCUUAGAUUUGUGGUUAAAGCAGCACUGACAUGGCAAUUGUUGUUAAAUGAAGGUUUUAGAGCUUGAAACCCCAGAAAAGGUACAGGCAACCUCAAAAUAUCCUACAUAAUUUAUGGUAGUAAUAACCUUCUAAGAACCAGUUUCGUUUUGCCAAGAGGUGUAUGUGUUCUGACAAAGACGCACAGGGUGGUCACGUUGGAGCAGGACAUUGCUACAUUUUGUGGCUCAUUUUGGCUCGCUCUGUUGUCUACUGUGCUGCUACUUAUUGUGUGGUGCAAUACAGCAGCAUAACAGACCACCAUCAAGCCAGUGUGAGUGUCACAAUGUCUGUGUCUUGCUACCAUGUGACCACCUACAUCUGUCACAACACAUACACCUCCAGGGAAAACAAAACUGGCUCAUAAAAUGUUGUUACACUAUGGUAAAUUAUGUAAGUUACUUUGAGGUUUGGCUGUGUCGUUUCUGAAUUUUCAAAAUUCAGGGCUGUCAAUUUUUUUUAAUUAAAAUUAGAAAACGUCAUGUCAUCACAAUGAAAUCAUUUUUACUGGAACUGCUGCACAGCUUAAAUAACCUUUGAAAAACUGAUUGAGGCGUCUCAAUCAUUCUAAUGUAUGAGGGACAUCAUUCAUAUGCUCUAACCAAGAGCCGUCCAGGAGAUUCAUAUUUUUUCUAGCCUUUCAGGUGAUGUAUGUGCCAAAUGCGUGAUGUGGAUUACUGUGCCAACAUAUAUUACAGUGUGCAUGUGUGUAUACAGAGCUAUUAUAGGGACAAGAGGGGCACAUCUCAUUAGCAUGAGCCGAUGUAUGCUUUGUUUGUGCCUGUUUCAGUGCCGUUUGCCAGUUCUGUUAUUCAGCACUUGCACUGAGUAAGGCUAAAGUCAGAAGGCUCACACAAUGUGUGUAUUCUUCGUUAAACACAGGUGUCAUAAGAGCAUUUUGAUCUAUGUAUAAAGCAGAUAAGUUAGAUAUCUAUAUUGAUUUUGUACUAUAAUGCUCCCAAAUCAAUGCUGAACAUGUAGAUACUGAUCGCUAUGUUAUUUGUUUUGAGCUUGUUUUGGCAACCUGAAUUUAUCCCAAUGAAAUAUUGCCAUUGUCAAUUCACAUUUUAUUGUUGUAUUGUUUUUGUUAAGGUAAUAAAAUAUUUUUUUUCUA